Molecule: messenger RNA, 3482 nt
Organism: Notolabrus celidotus (New Zealand spotty)
Lineage: Eukaryota; Metazoa; Chordata; Actinopteri; Labriformes; Labridae
Product: solute carrier family 25 member 44-like
Exons: 4
Coding region: 242-1297 (351 amino acids)
Biological process (GO): branched-chain amino acid catabolic process
Cellular component (GO): mitochondrion
Molecular function (GO): branched-chain amino acid transmembrane transporter activity
Source: RefSeq, a predicted model, not a curated record
UUGGUUGUUUCAGCAGCAUGUUGUUUGAAUGGGAACAGGAAGUAGUGUUCUCAGUUAGCUAGCUGACUAGCUAGUUAGGAGCUAAUUCUCAAGUCGCAAUAAGUGUAUUACCUUUAAGUCCUUGAAUGGCGACAUUCCAAAUGUAUUAAUCGGCUGAUGACGGGAAGUUUGAAGACGGAUCUACGCAGCGGAAAUGGGUAUUAAAUAAUAAUCUGUCCGGAGAGGUGAGUGCUUGCUCAUCAUGCCGAUGCUAACAGAGCGCUCUCUGUCAGCCAACACAAGCCUCAGCCAAAGCGACGGUGCAGCAGACAGGGAUCAUUCUGAUGACGGGGCAUCUACAGCUGGCAGGAUGCAGCAGAAAAGGAACAUCCAGAUCAUUGAGUGGGAGGACCUCGACAAGAGGAAGUUCUACUCUUUUGGGGUGUUCAUGACGAUGACGAUUCGGGCCACCGUCUACCCCGCCACACUCAUUCGCACACGGCUGCAGGUGCAGCGGGGCAAAUCCCUAUACAGCGGCACAUUUGAUGCCUUCUUCAAGAUUCUCCGAACGGAGGGUGUUCGAGGACUUUAUCGCGGCUUCAUGGUCAACACGUUCACACUGAUCUCAGGCCAGGCUUACAUAACCACCUACGAGCUGGUGAGGAAGUACGUCUCCCAGUACUCUAAGGACAAUACGGUGAAGUCUCUGGUGGCAGGCGGCUCAGCCUCUCUGGUGGCUCAGAGCAUCACUGUGCCCAUAGAUGUUGUGUCUCAGCAGCUGAUGAUGCAGGGUCAGGGGGAGCACCUCAGCCGCUUUCGACUCAGUACUGACUCAGAGAAAGGAAAACCCAAACAAGUGUUUGGUCAAACCAGGAACAUUAUGACUCAGAUUUUUGCAGCUGAUGGUUUCAGGGGCUUCUACAGGGGAUACGUGGCUUCUUUACUCACUUACAUCCCAAACAGUGCUGUCUGGUGGCCUUUUUAUCAUUUCUAUGCUGAGCAGCUCUCUAAUCUGGCUCCCAGUGACUGCCCUCAUCUGAUUCUACAAGCCACUGCAGGACCUCUGGCUGCUGCUACUGCCUCAACUGUUACCAACCCAAUGGAUGUGGUCAGAGCCAGAGUACAGGUUGAAGGGAGGAGUUCAGUCAUAGAGACGUUCAGGCAGCUGAUUAAAGAGGAGGGCUUCUGGGGACUGACCAAAGGACUGUCUGCUCGCAUCAUUUCCUCCACACCCACCGCCAUCGUCAUGGUGGUCGGCUACGAGACGCUAAAAAAAAUGAGUCUGAGACCCGAGCUGGUGGACUCCAGACACUGGUAGAAGACACCUGAAGUGACGACAUAUGGACCACGUGCCAUUUUAACCCUCACAUUCGACUUCCUGUGAAUGCAGUGGAUGAGAGAGGUAUGUUUUUAAUAACAGCCCGGGGAACAAAAAAGAAUCACCUUUAACCAACAACACCCGCGUAUAAGACUUUGACUUGUAUGUAUUACUAACACACUAGUUUCUGAUUAAUACAAAGGCAGAUCCAUUCACACCAGAUCCAGCUUCAGAAUUUGUUUGUGUGGCUGCCAACAGGUUUGUUUUGCUUUUGUAGUGCAUUGAAGAGCUCUGGAUGAGAUAUUUUCACACUUGAAGAGACAGACAGGUCGACAGGUCUCUAAAAACAUCUUUUUUACUAGAUCAUUUAAAAAAUAAAGGCAGAUGAGAAGGAUUUUUCAAAGAAAAAAUUGAAUUUAAAGACGAAUUGACUAAUAUAAGCUGUCACUCUUGAACCAUUAGAAGUUUUUGGUGUUGUAUAGAGAGCCUGUAUUUCCUGAUUUUGCUCUAAAGGGUUUUUGGAAACCUCACUCUUACAGCACUGAUACAUCAGAGAAAAGCAACCUUUUUAAUACCACUGGGUAUUUGUACUCGUUGCGUCUGAUUUGGUUAAUCCUCUAACACGGUAAGCAAAACCUUCAGCACACAAUUUCAAGGAACUAUGUUGCAACACAGAGCAAACAGUGCACAGCUCUCACUCCUUGGCCUCAUUUCUCUUAGAGCUCUAUUCUUCGGCUGACACUGCCACCUGAGUCAAGAGCUCAGGAAGCUCGUCUUAACUCUCCUGUCUGAUCACAGGGAACAGCAAAUGUUGAUGCAACUGACAAAUCCUACUCAUGCUGCCUUUAGAUGAAUCAGCACACACUCUAUAAUCAUGGUCAAGCAUCUAUGCAGUGGAGAAAAGUUUGAUUGAUUGGUGGCCGACCUUUACCUCAAUACUUAAUGCUACUGAUGGGUACCAAGCAAAUCCUACCCAUGUCCAUUUCCUUACGACCCAGCUUCUGUCUGUUCUGCGGUUCCUUCCUCUCUGCCUUUUGAAAUUACUGCCUUCUUAGCGUGAUCAACACAAGCAGUUUGCUUUUUGUUCAUAUUUUAUUGCCCACAGUGCGAGAAGAACAUCAGGUUUUUGAACCUGUGCAUCGUGGCAGCCUCUGUUUAUUUAAUUUAAUGUUUUAACCUUCAAAGACUGAAUCAGGAGAUGACAAAUUCCAUGCAGACAGUAGACAUUCAGCACAAAUAUCUACACUCUUGUCACUUGCAAGUAAACUGACUGACAGGUGUUGUGGAAGAUGAUGCAGUGAUGAAGCUGAUUCAUGAACGACAUAGCUGCUGGUUAAAACCUGAGAUGAGGGAGGUUGAUGUUUGAGUGCAAUACUGUAAAUGUUUCAUUCUUAUCAUCAGAAAAAAAGUCUGAUUGUAUAAUUCCUGUACAUUGUGUGAGAACAUGUUUAAAAGAAUGUGUUAUACCUAAUUUAUUGUCCUGUUUAAGUUUCUGGGAUUAUGACCACUGAAGUGUCUCAGCUUCUCAUGUUCUGUCCGUUCUGUGUUUGUGUUCGAUGAAGUCUGUUGCUUUUGUAACCUGUGAUUCCUGAACGGCCGUCAAGGAAAGAUGAUUCUUUAUGAAAAAAAUCAAGUAUAACAUCAGAAAAUGUUGAAACUGAUCAUAUUCUCAAAGUGAAAAUGUAAAUAUGAUGUAAGAUGUCACAUUAUAGAAAAAGGAGAAAUAUAAGGGGAGGUUUUAGUUUGAUAUGGGGGAACAUUUGAUUAAAUGAAGUUGUGAACAGAUUUGCUCAGGUCAAGAUGAACUCUGGAAUACCUUGUAAAUCCAUGCUCUGUUGUUUGAAGUUUUAGUUUCUGAAGCACAUUUUCAUGCAGUGACACACGUACUACUUCAUCCUUUUGUAAAGACUUGUUUCUCUGAAACAUUUUAGCUGUGUGUGAGGGAAGGGAAUCAUCCAGCUGCUGUCAGAAGACUGAAGGAGGUCUUUGUUUUUUAUUUUCUCUGAACAGAUUUUAAAUCUAAAAGUGUUGUCAGAUUAUGUCAUCAAUGAGAAAGGGAGAGAUUAGUCCUCUGCUCUAAAUCAGAAGCUGACAUGAACGGGGAACAUAAUAUUUGAAACCAUGCUUUGUGUCUGUGUGUCCUGGUUCAUCUGUUCAGUCAAUAAAACAUCACAACUGCUUCAAA